AUGUACGGCUGGAUGCCUCCACAUUGCCAGUACUCCGAAGUGACCGACAACUACUCCUUCAGCAAAUGGAUCUGGUAUGCCGACGAAAACAUGACCAAGCCCUUGACAGAGGAAGACCUGUGGCAGGGAAAGGAGCUUGAGAUCUGGACUGCACAGGCAGGCUACCACACCGAGCACUGUCUGUUCCUGUGGGAGAAAUCAGCAUAUGCCCAGAAAAGACGAUUGCCUUGGUUGGAUCGGAAGUCGUUGAGCUUUGAUCAUGCGCAGCACUGUAUUGAGCAGCUAAAGGACUUGGGCGAAGGCAUAAAUCCGGUGACGAUGGCGACUUUGGGAAUCUAUGAGUGUGAUCCAACGCCGUGGAGGGAGUGA
This is a messenger RNA of Zasmidium cellare ATCC 36951, 369 nucleotides long. RefSeq lists its product as uncharacterized. The record is from RefSeq and is a predicted model, not a curated record. The coding region runs from base 1 to 369 and encodes 122 amino acids. The transcript has a single exon. Lineage: Eukaryota; Fungi; Ascomycota; Dothideomycetes; Mycosphaerellales; Mycosphaerellaceae.